AUGCAAUUACAACUUCAAGACCUGAUAUUGUUGGCAACGCUUUCUCUACAAGUCGGAGCUUGGUCUCCUUCCAACAGCUACGUUCCAGCAAAUGUUACAUGUGACGACAACAUAAAUUUAAUUAGAGAGGCCAAUUCUCUAUCCGAUGACGAGAAAUCAUGGCUUACCAAGAGAGAUGCUAUUACCAGUGAGGCUCUCGAAUCUUUUUUGAAACGUUCUACUAGUAAUUUCUCAGAUACAUCACUGAUUUCUCAAUUAUUCAGUGGGAACAGUUCAUCAGCUCCAAGAAUUGGUGUCGCAUGUUCUGGUGGUGGGUACCGUGCGAUGUUAAGUGGUGCUGGUAUGGUUGCUGCCAUGGAUAACAGAACCGAUGGUGCCAAUGAACAUGGGUUAGGUGGUCUAUUACAGGGUGCAACCUACUUAGCUGGGCUUUCUGGGGGGAAUUGGUUGACAAGUACUUUAGGUUGGAAUAAUUGGACAUCCGUGCAAGCCAUUUUAAAUAAUAUGACCAAUGAUGAUUCCAUAUGGGAUAUUUCACAUUCAAUUAUCAACCCAGGUGGUUGGAAUAUCCUUGAGACUGGGGAAAGAUGGGAUCACAUCUCAGAUGCUGUUCAAGCCAAGCAGGAUGCAGGAUUCAACAUCUCUUUGGCUGAUGUUUGGGGACGUGCAUUAUCUUAUAAUUUUUUCCCAAGUCUUUAUCGUGGUGGUCAAGGUUACACUUGGUCUACUUUGAGAGAUGCUGACGUAUUUAAGAACGCUGAAAUGCCAUUCCCAAUCUCCGUUGCUGAUGGUAGAUAUCCUGGUACUACUGUGAUUAAUUUAAAUGCUACCGUUUUUGAAUUUAAUCCGUUUGAAAUGGGUUCAUGGGAUCCAACUCUAAAUACUUUCACUGACGUAAAAUAUUUAGGUACUAACGUGUCUAAUGGGAAACCAAUUACUGAAGGUAAAUGUAUUGCCGGGUUUGAUAACACUGGGUUUAUUACUGGUACCUCAUCCACUUUAUUUAACCAAUUUUUAUUACACAUUAACUCCACAAGUUUACCAAGCUUUAUUACUAAAUUAGCAUCUCACUUCCUAAAUGAUUUAUCAGCAGAUUAUAAUGAUAUUGCCAUCUACUCUCCAAAUCCAUUUAGAGAUGCUGAUUUUAUCGCUAGUAAUUAUUCUAAGAGUAUUGUUCAAUCCAAGGAUUUGUUCUUAGUUGAUGGUGGUGAAGAUAACCAAAAUAUUCCAUUGGUGCCAUUAUUACAAAAGGAACGUGAAUUGGAUGUCAUCUUUGCUCUAGAUAAUUCCGCUGAUACAAACCAAUCAUGGCCAGAUGGUGCAUCCUUGGUUAACACAUACGAACGUCAAUUCGGUAUGCAAGGUAACGGUAUGGCAUUCCCAUAUGUCCCAGACAAGAAUACGUUCGUUAACUUAGGAUUAAACAAAAGACCAACUUUCUUUGGUUGUGAUGCUCGUAACUUAACUGAUUUGGAAUAUAUUCCACCUUUAGUUGUCUAUAUUCCAAAUGCUAGACAUUCGUUCAAUGGUAAUCAAAGUACCUUUAAGAUGUCAUACUCAACUUCUGAACGUUUCAGUAUGAUCCAAAAUGGGUUUGAAUCUGCAACAAGAGGUAAUUUUACUGAUGACUCUGAUUUCUUAGGUUGUAUUGGUUGUGCCAUCAUGAGACGUAAGCAACAAAGUAUGAAUGCUACUUUACCAACUGAAUGUAAUCAAUGUUUCACGAAUUACUGUUGGAAUGGUACGAUUGAUAACACUCCAGCAAAAGACAGUACAAAUGCUACCACAUCUGCCACCGGUUCUGCUAGUAUCGCAUCUGCAAGUUCAACGUCUUCAUCUUCUACUAACAAGAAGAAUGCCGGUGUCGCAUUGAACGUUAAUGAUUCAAACAUUUUUAUGUUUAUGUUUUCUAUUAUUAGCGUUGUCUUCUCUUUGAUUUGA
Molecule: messenger RNA, 1941 nt
Organism: Naumovozyma castellii
Lineage: Eukaryota; Fungi; Ascomycota; Saccharomycetes; Saccharomycetales; Saccharomycetaceae
Product: lysophospholipase family protein
Exons: 1
Coding region: 1-1941 (646 amino acids)
Source: RefSeq, a predicted model, not a curated record